AUGCGGCGCAGCAGCCCCGCAAGCGCAGAGGGCUGGGCCGGUGUCCGGAGAGGGGUGUGUGUGUGGGGAGGGGGGAGUCUAUCCCCUGUCUGUGCGCCCCGGCUCCGUCCCUCUCUGCGCCCCUGCAGCCUCCUCCCUUGCAUCCCGCCCCCCUGCGUGCGUGCGCCCUGGAUCCGGACCCCUUCCUCUCGUGCGCCCUGGAUCCGGACCCUUUCCCCUCCGCGCGCCCCGGAUCCGGACCCCGUCCCUUCCCUUUCCCCGGAUCCGGACACUUUCUCCCUCCGUGCGCCCCGAAUCCAGACCCCUUCCUCUCCCUGCGGCCCGGAUCGGGACCCCUUCGCCCCUGCGGCCCGGAUCCGGACACUUUCUCCCUCCGUGCGCCCCGGAUCCGGACCCCUUCCCCUCCGUGCGCCUCAGAUCCGGACACUUUCUCCCUCCGUGCGCCCCGGAUCCGGAGACUUUCUCCCUCCGUGCGCCCCGGAUCCGGACCCCUUCCCCUCCCUGCGCCCCGGAUCCGGAGACUUUCUCCCUCCGUGCGCCCCGGAUCCGGACCCCUUCCCCUCCGUGCGCCUCGGCCCCAUCCCCUCGCAACUCAGGGCCGGCGCGGACUCACCUGUCCAGGGCAGCGGCAGCAGCGCGGAGUCCUGGGCAGCGGCGAGGCAGAGGCGCGGCGGGGCUGGGGCAGCGCGGGGAGCGCCGAGCGGAGCCGCCCAGCCCUGCGAUAUAAAUAACAUUAUCUGGGCGAGCAGGGACAUUCCUGCCCGAGGACAGCGCUGCUGCCCGGCCCAGAUAGUCCCGCUGCCUCCAGGGGAGGGAGGGGGGAGGAGGCGCCCGCCCCGCAAUGCAGCACAGCGGGCCCCCAGGCCAGCGCCAGCAGCGGGCACCCGGCGAUGCCCAGCAGCGGCGCCGGGACCAGCAGGCCCGCACCAGGGCUCGGCCACACCCAGCGCGGCUGAGCCGGACCGGCACAUCCCCACAUUGGCUGUCCGGCUGCUAAAUUGAACUGGGUCCAGUGCCUCCAGCCCUGCCUGCCUACGGAAGGGCCGAACCAACCCGAUACAACACAGGCUGGAAGCGAGAGCUUGAGUCCAAAGCACUUGAAAAACCUCCCAAGCCACUUGUCUUUAAGAAGGGCCAGACAUCUGGAACGGUUGCAAAUCUACAAACGUUUGGGGACAGGGUCCAGGGAUAACUAGGGCCAGGGUUUUCAAAAGGCACCAAGAUCCAGCCGCUCGGGAAAGCCCAGCAUGUCACGUGCUGAGCCCUUGGAAAUCUGGCCCUGAGCUGGAUGGAAAGUUUGGCCCUACAUGUCUGUGCAGUGUCUAGCACCCAGGGGCCGGAACUUGGCUAAGGCCUGGAGGUGCUGUAUGAAUAACUGUCGAUUCCAGUUUGCUCACCCCCGUUAAAGGGCCGGGCCAUUCGCUGCGCAGGCUAGGCCCGCACGGGUGCGAUACAAAGUAACAGCAUCCAACAAUGGACCAACUAGAGCACAAAUGAUAAACUGCAGCGAGAUCGGCGCAGAACACAAAGCCUCCGCCUGAGCCGGGGGACAGUUCAGAUAACGGCCUAUCUCGGCUAAACCAUGGCAGGGCCAAGCGAGCGGAGUGAUUCCCCCUACACCCAGCUGCAAACACUCAGUCUCCGGUAUCUCUAAUUGCAGUGACUCCCCAGCCACCCUCCACAGCUGGUUCGCUGAUAACGCAUUCGGAGGGGCAGCUCCUUAGCUGGUGUGAAUUGUCCCAACUCCCUUCAUGGCUCUUCCCCUUAGAGACUUGGGGCCAGAUCCCCAGCUGGCAUAAACCAGUGCUGGCUCUUCGCAGCAGCAUUCAAUUGCUGCUCUUCCAAUUGGCACCCACUCUAGGGACCCACAAGUCUUGAACCCAGGGCCUUGGCAGCCCUCACACUCCAGCAGCACCCAGCGCUAUUGGAAGCGAGAGGCUAGCAUAACUCUGCCUCCUCCCAGAGCCCCCACCCGCUAGGGGACGAUGACUGGCCCCUUUGAUUGGCCCAGCCAUCCUAUUUAAGCCAGAAGGAGGCACAGGAAGUUGUCUGGACAAUUCGGUGACUUCCUGACUGGCUGCUGUACUGCACCUGACCAAUGCCUUGAUCCCUGGUUCCUGAUUCCGGCUCUGACACCUGGCCUGGUUCCUGAUUCCGGCUCUGACACCUGGCCUGGUUCCUGAUUCCGGCUCUGACGCCUGGCCUGGUUCCUGAUUCCGGCUCUGACACCUGGCCUGGUUCCUGAUUCCGGCUCUGACGCCUGGCCUGGUUCCUGAUUCCGGCUCUGACACCUGGCCUGGUUCCUGAUUCUGGCUCUGACCGCUAGGCUAGACAGCCCAUUUCCCAGUUCUGAUACCAGUUGAGGAUCUCAUCGAUGAAGAUUUUUUCUAAUGUAAGCCUGGCUUUAACUAAUAUCACACCUGAAUUGUCCCUGCGACUAGAAUAACCCAU
Messenger RNA from Chrysemys picta bellii (western painted turtle), 2451 nucleotides. RefSeq lists its product as uncharacterized. Lineage: Eukaryota; Metazoa; Chordata; Testudines; Emydidae. The record is from RefSeq and is a predicted model, not a curated record.